Messenger RNA from Paramecium octaurelia, 1366 nucleotides. NCBI's taxonomy places the organism in Eukaryota, Ciliophora, Oligohymenophorea, Peniculida, Parameciidae. The record is from the annotation of a GenBank genome assembly.
AAUAAUGCGUGUUUUCGUAAUUGGAGUUGGAAUGACGAAAUUUAUCAAACCUGGAAAGGAUGAUAAUCCAGAUUAUCCAAUCAUGGCAGCUUAGGCAACAAGAAGGGCUCUUCAUGAUUCAGGACUCACCUUCAAAGAUGUUAAAAUGGCUGCUGUAGGAUAUGUUUAUGGAGAUUCAACCUGUGGAUAGAGAGCUGUCUAUGAAGUAGGUAUGACUGGUAUACCAAUAUACAAUGUAAAUAACAAUUGCUCAACUGGUUCCUCAGCCUUGCAUUUAGCCCAAUAGUUUAUUACAGGAGGACUUUACGAUUGCGCUCUUGCUUUAGGCUUUGAAAAGAUGGAGAAAGGUAACUUGAUUACUGAUGAUAGGUUCUUUAACUUUGAAAUUCCCAGAUAGAACAUAACCUGUCGAUAAAUUAAUAAACUAUUCAGAUGAAUGGUCGACAGAGAAAAGCAAAGGUCCAUGGGCACCAAAAAUAUUUGGAAAUGCAGGAGUAGAGCAUAUGUAGAAAUUCGGAACUAAGCCUGAGCAUUUUGCCAAGAUUGCUUUUAAGAAUCAUUUACAUUCAACAAGGAAUCCAUACAGUCAAUUUAGAGACAAGUAUACUCUAGAAGAAAUUAUUAAAUCACCAAAAAUUCAUGGACCUUUGACCAAACUUUAAUGUUGUCCUACAUCUGAUGGUGCAGCUGCAGCUAUCCUUUGCAAUGAAAAAUUUUUGUUAGAACAUAAUUUACAAGAUUAAGCUGUAGAAAUUGUAGGCUGUGCCUUAACUACUGAUAAUGAAUCCACAUUUGCCUAAAAGUCAUUGAUGAAUUUGGCAGGAUAUGAUAUGAGUAGAAGAGCAGCUGAGCAAGUGUAUAAGAAGACAGGAGUAGAUCCAAAAUAAAUAGGCGCUGUUGAAUUACACGAUUGCUUUUCUGCAAAUGAACUAAUCACCUAUGAAGCUCUGGGAUUGUGUGAUGUUGGAAAAGCAGGAGAAUUUAUUGACAAAGGAGACAACACAUAUGGAGGUAGAGUAGUAGUUAAUGUAAAACUUCAUUCUAAAUCUAUAGCCUUCAGGCGGUUUAAUUUCAAAGGGUCAUCCUUUGGGAGCAACAGGAUUAGCCUAAUGUGCAGAAUUAUGUUGGUAACUAAGAGGAAUGGCUGAAGAUAGAUAGAUAAAGAAUCUUAAUUAUGCACUUUAGCAUAAUAUUGGUUUGGGAGGAGCCUGUGUAGUGAUAUUGUAUAAGAAAUUCAAUCAGAAAAAUGGAAAAGUUAGGGCAGAUUAAUCAGCUAAUCCAGAUAUAUUAGAAAAGAUCGAGGCUUAAAAAUAAUAAGAAAGACCAAGAUUAUGAAAUAUAUAUAUUAAAAAUAAUAGAAUGGAAG